Limulus polyphemus (Atlantic horseshoe crab) is the source of this 3410-nucleotide messenger RNA. RefSeq names its product kinesin-like protein KIF28P. Lineage: Eukaryota; Metazoa; Arthropoda; Merostomata; Xiphosura; Limulidae. Gene Ontology annotation, cellular component: microtubule; kinesin complex. Gene Ontology annotation, biological process: cytoskeleton-dependent intracellular transport; microtubule-based movement. Bases 1 to 2745 code for a protein of 914 amino acids. The transcript is spliced from 23 exons. The record is from RefSeq and is a predicted model, not a curated record. Gene Ontology annotation, molecular function: microtubule binding; ATP binding; ATP hydrolysis activity.
AUGGAAGAUGCUACAACUUUCCUCUCCAACCCGGAUACUCCAAACGAAGAACCCAAGAAAUUUGCUUAUGACUUUAGUUAUUGGUCACACGACGGCUACAUAGAACAAGACAAUGGCUAUUGCACUGCAGACGAUAGUCAUCCAAACGGUAGAAAAUUUGCUGACCAAGCCAAGGUAUAUGAAGAUCUUGGAAGAAGUGUUCUGAAUAAUGCGUGGGAAGGAUAUAAUUCAACAUUAUUUGCUUAUGGACAGACAGGUUCAGGAAAGUCUUACUCAGUGGUUGGAUAUGGUGUUAAUAAAGGUAUUGUACCUUUGUUUUGUGAGGAGAUGUUUCAAGGAAUUGAAGAAAAGAAAAGCAGUGGAGAUCCCACAGAAUUUGAGGUUAACUUCACUGAGAUUUAUGAGUUCAUCUUUAUAAUUUCCUUAUAUGCACUGGCGUCUCCACCAUCUUAUCAUUGUGGGAUUCUAGCUCUUUGUUAUGCAAAGAGCCGAGCUCAUACCAUUGUUGGCAUUACACUGAUACAGAAGGCUAAAAAUGCAGCAGGACAAGAAACAGCUAAGACAUCAGUGGUUAAUCUUGUUGACUUGGCUGGAAGUGAGCGAGUAUCUAGUACUGGAGCAACAGGUGAUAGACUGAAGGAGGGAGCAGCAAUCAACCAAUCACUGUCUUGCUUAGGAAACUGUAUUCAUGCUCUUGCUGAAAAAUCUUCUGGGAAAAAUACUAGAGUGCCUUAUCGAGAUUCUGCUCUAACUCGGCUUUUAAUGAAUGCUCUUGGAGGGAACAGCAAAACUGUAAUGAUUGCAGCUAUUAGCCCAGCAGAUAUCAAUUAUGAGGAGACAUUGUCAACAUUGAGAUAUGCUGACCGAGCUAAACAAAUUAAGACAGUGGCAACAAUUAAUGAAGAUCCAACAGAAAAACUUAUACGAGAGUUGAGAGAAGAAAAUGAAAAGUUGAAAAAAACAUUAGAUCAUGGAGGUGUUGGUAUAACUGGUGUAGAACCUGGAAUGUCAGAGGAUGAAAUUGCAAAGUUAAAGAAGCUAGAAGAAGAGAUGAGGGCCCAGAUGGCAGAGAACGAGCGUGAACUUCUGCAAAUGAAACAGACUUAUGAAGAAAAACUAAAACAAGCUGAGACACAACAGAAAGAGGAUGAUGACAGAGCGAAAAUUGAAGAGGAAAAGAAAAAACAUCCACACUUAGCUAACCUGAACUUUGACCCACAACUAUCAGGGAAAAUUAUUCAUAUUAUCAAAGAAGGAGAUAAUGCGAUUGGGAAGAGUGAUGCUGACAUUAUUCUCUUUGGACCAAGCAUUCAUGACAGGCAUGCAGUUAUUACCAUGGAUAAUAAUAAUAUGGUUAGUUUGGAACAAUGUGCCAAUGAUUGUCGCAUCCUAUUGAAUGGUGAUCCUGUGACCUCAAAAGCAUUACUUUCACAUUGUGACAGAAUAAUGUUUGGCACCACUCAGCUUUAUGUGUACAACAAUCCUGAACAAGCCAUGAAUUCUGAGAAACAGUAUCCAGAAGUUACCUAUGAAAUGGCACAAGAAGAGAUUGCAAACAAAGCAGGAAUUAAUAUGGACUCUGAUGACCAGUCUUUGGAAACGGCUAUACUUAAUAAGGACCUGCUGGAGGUCUUACCUGGAAUUGAGGAAGCUAAUUCUAUUAGUGAAGAGCUUGAUAAACGUGUCAAGUUUGAAAUCAUGCUGGUGUCACCACAGAUAUUAGGCAAAUUAACAGGGAGAACAGAGGUUCUUGUUAAGAUGCGUAAUUUGGAGAAUGAACUUGAAUUUGAAUGGCCAAAAGAGGUAUUCCUUAAUCGAUUAUAUUUAAUGAAAGAAAUGUAUCAGAAUUAUGAGUCAGGAGAAGAUUGGGACUUACCUGAGGAGAGAGAUCCAUUUUUAGAAGACAUCGACACAGAAGUUCGCAUUGGCAAUGUUCAGAUUUUUCUACAGCCCUUAGCCUUUCUAGUUGAACAAAAAGAGCAGUUGGAAAUUACAGAUUUCAAAGGAACAGAAGUGGGAAUUAUGAAUGUUGAAGUUGUACCGUGCACUGAAGACGGAAAGGAAUAUACUGAAGAUGAUGAUGUUUUCAUUGAUAAUCCAAGUGAAUUAAUUGGAAAAGACUUGCAUUUCAUAGUGAAGAUUCAUGGUUGUCGUGGCCUACCUAAUAAGUACAGAGAUACUCGUUGCAAGUAUCAUGUGUUUCUGGAUGAAGAAGACACUGUUACAGAAACAAUUACUAACACCAAUAACCCAGAUUUUAAUCAUCAGAAAAAAUUUUCUUUUAAACCAGUAACACAACAGUUGGUUGACUACUUAAAAGAUGGAGCCAUUAUGGUGCAGGUUUGGGGUAAACAAAAGUUUCGAAACUCAGCUGUGGCAAAAUCUAAGGGGAAGAAUACUAAACAGAUGUUUCAAGCUGACUUACUGAACCAUGCUAACAGUUUGAGUGAUGGUUUCAGAAUGAAUGGAAGAACAGUUGAUCCCAAUAAACAAAGUAUCAUUGUGGAGUUACUACUAAUGAAGAAACAGCAAGCAAGACAGCAACAACGUCUGGAAAACAUUAAAAAAUUCAUCGAUAUAGCAGAAAAACAAAAACGAAGAUCUGUUCCCCUUUACUUAGUAAAGGAUCUUAUGUCUGCCAGCACCCAUGAAGCUGCUGAACCAAUUUUAGCCCAGCUCUCAGCAGAGGAAGACUAUGAAGAUGAUAAUCGUGUCCGCAGCUCUUCAGCAUGCAUUCUUCUUUAGUGUGUGUGUGUGAAGUUUCUCAAGCACAAUUCACCAGAACAACGUAAUUUCAUCAUUUCAAACUACACAGAAGAAAUCCAACAAUUUUCUGAGAAAAACUCUAAAAUGUUUGUUUUUCCCCAAUGAUUUGUUGCAUAACUUGUUGAUUAAGAAAUUAAACUGAAAUUGAGUAAAUACAUCUUAAAUCAAAGAAUUCAACUGCAGGUUGUUUUAAACAAGUUUUGAUACUUACCUUAAUCUUCAGUGAAUAGUUAAAAUGCUUUUGCACUAUCCCCUAUAUAUAUAUUACAUAAAUGAAAAUAUUUUUAAAAAGUGAUUAAACCUGGAUAUCUGUUAUUCUAUAAAAGAAUUGAGUUUUCUUAUUAUUCUGUUAAAGCUAAGUGAUAAAAGUGCAAAUUAACAUUUGGAAAUAUUAAGUGAUUGUAUUGGGCUAUUGUUUUCUUUUAAUUCAUAUCUGAUAUUAUGGAUUUCUUGCUAUAUGAAUUUGUAUGGAACAUAAGAAUGGUACUAAAAGGUCAUCAUAGGUAAAUGUUUGGAAAUUACAGUUAUCUUUUUUCAUUAAGGUAUGAACAAACACUUUCAGUACUGCACACUGCAAGGUUGUCUUUAUCUAUUUCCUUUUUCUCAUUGUAUCUAGUGAAACCAGUUAACCUACUAAAACAUUC